Molecule: messenger RNA, 1285 nt
Organism: Dimorphilus gyrociliatus
Lineage: Eukaryota; Metazoa; Annelida; Polychaeta; Dinophilidae
Source: the annotation of a GenBank genome assembly
AAUAUUCUUCUUCUGUUUUUCCUGCUAGUUCCAGACUCUCACGAUAGCAUUUUCAUUCCGUUUAAUAUACUUAUAAUAUUGGCAAAAAACCGAUCGAAAAAUGUCUCCAAAAAAAGUAUGCAUAGUUGGAUCUGGAAAUUGGGGUAUGGUCAUUGCCAAAAUAAUUGGAAAUAAUGUUCAAAACACAAAGGAUUUUGAGACUUCUGUGUCAAUGUAUGUUUUUGAAGAGAUGGUUGAAGGACGAAAAUUAACCGAAAUUAUUAAUACUGACCAUGAGAAUACCAAGUAUUUGCCCGGACAUAAAGUUCCUGCAAAUGUUGUCGCUAUUCCCGAUGUCAUCGAAGCAGCAUCUGAUGCAGACGUAUUGGUUUUUGUACUCCCUCACCAAUUUAUGAAAAAUAUUUGUAAGACACUAAAAGGAAAAGUAAAGGAAAGUGCUGUGGGAAUUACCUUAAUUAAGGGAUUGGACAUUACUGAAGCUGGAUUAGAUUUGAUUUCGAAUAUGAUUCGCCGAGAACUGUCUAUACCUUGCGCCGUUUUAAUGGGAGCUAAUAUUGCUUCCGAGGUUGCUAGAGAGAAUUAUUGUGAAGCAACAAUUGGUUGCAAAGAUAAGGAUAUAGGUAAUACUUUCAAAGAUUUAAUGCAAACUCCCUACUUUAGAAUAGUAGUUGUGGAAGACGAAGCAACUGUAGAGCUCUGCGGAGCUCUAAAGGACGUAAUGGAAAUUGCCGCGGGAAUAGCUGAUGCUCUAGACAUGAUUGCAAAUACAAAAGCCGCUGUAGUUCGUUUAGGAAUCUUUGAAUACCAACUGCUACUUUUAAAACUAGUUAUCCCAAAUAUUGUGAAUAUUGUAGCAGUUGGUGCUGGAUUUACCGAAGGUUUAGGCUUUGGAGAUAACACAAAAGCAGCAGUAAUCCGUUUGGGAUUAAUGGAAAUGGUUAAAUUCAUUGAAGAAUUUUUUGGGCAAUCGAAAAUUGAGACGUUUUUGGAAAGCUGUGGAAUAGCUGAUCUUGUUACAACCUGUUAUAGUGGAAGAAACAGACGUUGUGCGGAGGCAUAUGUUCGGCAAUAUCCGAAAAAGAGCCUCAAAGAAAUUGAAAUAGAAAUGUUAGAUGGACAAAGUCUACAAGGUCCAAUAACAGCUGCAGAAGUUAAUCAUAUGCUCAGAAAGAAUAAUCUUGAGAAUAGAUUUCCUAUUUUUACGGCUGUUCAUUACAUAUGUGUGGGUGACCUGUCGCCAACUAGAUUUAUAGAUUGUUUGAGAGAUCAUCCUGAGCACAUGUAG